AUGACCAAGCAUAACUUUAGAGAAAGAAAAAGGAGGGAGGAGCAAGAAAUUGUUACCUACGGGCUGAGUGUAUUCGGUCAUUGGAAUAACUCCUCCAAAAACAAGUGUAAUAGUAUAGGCAACUUGCAUAUCAACUUCUAUAGCCAAGAUAGGUUGUUUUUGUUUGUUGUGUCAAUAUCCUGGUUUGGUUCAUACAUGGAUAAAGAAGAGGUCUUGGAAUUAGGUGGUGGUGAUCAUGAAGGCUUCGGACGGCAAAGGCCUUCUUAUGUUCAUGAGGUGGAAGCUUUGAUGAGGUGGGGAAAUUAUGAUCCGGAGCGACUUCCUUACUUAUCAUGCUUGCGUUAUUAA
This is a messenger RNA of Lathyrus sativus (Indian pea), 348 nucleotides long. The record is from the annotation of a GenBank genome assembly. NCBI's taxonomy places the organism in Eukaryota, Viridiplantae, Streptophyta, Magnoliopsida, Fabales, Fabaceae.